UAGGUUCUUCAGUCGAAAUCGCUGUGAUUAAGUACUUCGAAGUUCUUCGGUUUUUACGAGUUUAUUUUGCACAAGAAUGGCGGCAAGUGUAACCCUGGACGCGAGCAGUCGCGCGCCGUCGGUGGCGGCGGCUCCCGGGACGGUCAACAGUACGAAAGCGGGCAUGAAGCCCCCGGAGUUGGUUCGCGUGUUCAAGGGCCACACCGCCCCGGUAAGCGCGGCGUUCUUCCACCCCUGCAUGCACCAACUGGUCUCCGGCUCGCACGACGGAAGGCUGUACGUCUGGCACUUCAAACAGCAGCUGAGGCCGUUCAAGUUUGAGGGGCACAAGGCGGAUGUGAACGAUGUGUCCGUGGCGAAGGACGGGAGCUUCUUCGCGUCGGCGAGUUCCGACAAAACCGUGGCAUUGUGGUUGAACAACGCAAAAGGUACUCGAGAGUAUGACUUGAACAACAUGCAGCUUUCCCUCAGCGCUGCAAACACGUAUGGCAGACUGCGUCUUUCUCACUCUGCUGUAAUAUUUUCCUUUCUGCAAAAAUAGAAGUUUUGAAAACCAAACAACAGGCACACCGUCCCACGUGAUCAAGGCCCACACCGGAGUUGUGAGAAGUUGCCACCUGUCUUAUCCUGAGUAAAAACGUACCCACACCAGAGUUGUAAUGCAGAUUUGCAAAGACAGGAAGACUUGUAAUGCGCGUCCCCAUGAGAGCCAUUUCCAGUCGUGUUUUGGAAUUUGUGAUGCUGUGAACAGGUGGAUGAGCAGAUGAAUCUGUGAUGCGGCUGCACUUGCUAACCUGCACUAAACUGCAUAGUGCAACUUGUCAUGCGUGACUCACAAAACUCCUAGGUUUGUGUUGCAAAAUCCUCAUCCUGACUCUGGUGUGGGUACGUUUUUCCUCAGGAUAUGUCUCCAGACAACUCGCUUCUCGCCACGGCGUCGGACGACAAAAUCGUGAAAAUUUGGCAAGUCACCCCGACGAGUUCCAAAUUCCUGAUGUCGUUAGAGGGGCACACUCACUGGGUGAGGAGUGUAAGAUUCUCUUUGGAGGAUGCCAAUCUCGUCACAACGUGCGGCGACGACAAGACCGUGCGGAUUUGGGACUUGCGAGUAGCCGGCGCCGGAGCGCACAGUGCGGGGGGAGGGAAGGGUAGUUGCGUUUUCCCUUUUGAUGUUGCACCGCGUCUUCGGGUAUUGUAGCAGGAGUUUAUUGAUCAGCCUAUUGUUUAAAAGUGAUGGCGCCGCAGUUGGGAACGGCGAUGCAGCUUUUCCGUAUGUAGCUAGUACUACUUCAUCAUCACACGACCUAUCACUCCCACUGUCAGAUCGCGGCUGCGUAAUGAAGAUGCAGGAACAUGUGGAGCGCGUAAACCGGUCACUUUUCCACCCGGACGGGACCUGCAUCGCGAGCGGCAGUGAUGACCGCACCAUUAAAAUCUGGGAUCUGAGGAGAAAGCGGCUCAUUCAGCACUACGACGCGCAUAUCCCUCAGAAAGAAACAGGCAGGGCAGUUUUGUAAUGCAAAGAUAAAUAGACAGAAAAAUCUGCAUUGCAUGUCCUAAACGCCAUGAUAUGGGGUCGCCCAUGACAGAUUUUUCUGUUAAGUCAUUUUUGCAUUACAAAGCUGCCCUGCCUGCUCUUUUCUCUGGGAUAGCGCACGCCGGCCCCGUGCUCGAUCUGGAUUUCAAUAGCAGUCAAAACUUCCUCGCUUCCAGUUCCACCGACAGGACCGUGAAGCUCUGGGACUUGCAGGAAGGUGUUUUUAAAAUGGAGCUCUGUUGUUUCUAGAUCUAGUUCGCGAGGACCGGAAACGGUCGCUCAGUCUCAUGCAUGAAUUCACAUAUUUAGAAGUGGGUGAGUAAACUACGUUUUGGCUUUGGGAAUUUCUUAACGUAAGCGAAAAUCAUACUUGACCCAACUACUUUUACAUGCAAGGUCGGCUCCUGUACACGCUCGCCGGUCACGAGGACGCGGUGCACAGUGUGAAGUUCUCUCCGCAAGGGCAGCACCUCGUCUCCGGUUCUGCAGACCAAAAAGUUUUUGUCUGGAAGGCCGGGCCGGACGAACAGCUCUACGACCAGCCGCCCCAAGCGGGCGACGGAGCGGCGGGCAGUCGGGUCGGUGCGGCAAGGACCUAUCUCUACAAUGCUCCGAGAUCGGCGGGCACAACCACACCCUCGCAACCGCAGCACAACUUCACCAAGGUCCCCUCAAGAACUAGCUCCUCGACGCAGCAAGGCGGUCCGGGCAGGUCAUCAACGCCCAAUGUCACAGGCACGGGAGGAAAAAAAGUGGUGACUCAGUUUGCGAACGAAGUUAACAGUGAGAUAACGCACAGUGUUUCCCCCACAAAGAAGAUGAGGGAGAAGAGAAAAUCAGGGGUGGAAACUGGCGCGGCGGCACAGAGUUCCGGAUCUGGAAGUAGCAGGAAAGGCGAAACGCCAACGACUGCGACCACACCAAUCGUCCCUUCGUCGGCUGGUAAUUUGUGGUUUCUGGAUGCAGUUGUGUUUUUUUUGCAGUAAGUAAAGGGCUCAUGAUAGAUGGACAUGAUUCACUACAUAUUCAUUGCUUGUUUGGUCGAUGUGAUACAUAGAUACUGACAGAAGUUAACUGCAUUCUUACCAAAAAUUCUGCAGCCCAACGCGCCGCAGCGACGCCCAUCGUCGCAGCUUCUGACGUCGCACAAACGGAGCGGGAGAAAAAGCUCAUGGACAGCAUCCAACAGAUGACUACGCAAAUGGAGAUGCUGGUGCAAACGGUGAAAACGAUGGACCAAAGAAUGCAAAUCACGGAGGCUAUCCAGGAAAAAAAGUGUGUAAGUGUAACUUUCUUUGAGAAACAGCAUCACAAAUUUGCUCUACAUGACAGAGAAAAUCUGUCAUGCGUGGCUUGUAAGGGAAAACACACAUGAAAAGAGGACUUCAUGGCUGGCUGGCAUGACAGGCGCAACUCUUUUGCAUGUUCUGCAACACAAAUUUACACUUACACAGUUUUUUUCUUGCAUAGAGGCAGCGGUAGCGCGACUAGAGGCGGAGAAAGCAGCGACGGGGAGUGGCACCUCUUAGCUGCGAGGAUUUUAUUUUGGCGCCGUUGUGCAUAUUUCGAAACAAAUCUGAAUCUGAAGGCAUUUCAACAACAUCAUCACAAGGUGCAGUUUUUAUUGAAGGAUUCGAAAGAGUGCAAUUUGAAUUUCUGCUGGAUCAAGGUUUUGCUUCUCCUUUCUGAAACGCACGACGAAAAAUUGACUUCUCUUGUUCAAACGGAUGGAAAGUCUGUUUGCCAACCAACUGCUUGCGUUUUUUUAGUCGAUACUUACUAUAAACAGGGGUUUUCAUCGUUCAAUGCUUGCGCGCACAAUAUUUGCAUACUGGUGUGAAAAUGAAGCCUUGUUUUGGCCUUAGUACGGCUGAUUUGUGCGAAGAAAGAAAAUGCAGCGCCGCAAACAUCCUGUUCGAAAAGCUAGCAUGCGAAGCACGAGCGACAUUCU
Molecule: messenger RNA, 3488 nt
Organism: Amoebophrya sp. A120
Lineage: Eukaryota; Dinophyceae; Syndiniales; Amoebophryaceae
Source: the annotation of a GenBank genome assembly